AUGAAGUACCACUGUGACAUGAUAGCAAUAAAAGUGAACGGUGAGGACUAUCUUAUAGUAAUUGGAGGAUAUGGACCAUCUUUUAAUAAUACACCCAAACAACCUGGUGCCCAGUACAGUGGUAGUAAGACUAAUGAGAUCAAUUUCUAUAAACUCUCAACAGUCCUUGAAGGAACUAAAGUUUCGGGCCUUUUCGUAAAGAAAUAUAUUAAUGAUUGGUCUACUAAAAGGGAAAGGGAACUACAGGAGGGGAGAAGAGAAAAGGAACAAGUUAGAAACAGACUACAGCAACAACUUCAAGGAAGAGAACGACAACUUCAACAAGCACAGCAACAAGGACAAGAAAGAGAGAGGGAAAUUCAACAGGCCAGAGAACAAGUUCAGGAUUUUCAAAGACAGCUUCAACAAAGCCAACGUCAGUUUCAAGAAAAGGAGAGACAACUUCAACAAGCACAGCAGCAGCUUCAAUCAAGAGAGAGAGAAUCUCAAGAAAGAGAGCGACAGCUUCAAAGGCAAGUAGAAGGUGGCCAGCAAAGAGAACAGGAUCUUCAACGACAGCUUCAGGAAAGUCAAGAAAGAGAGAGAGGCCUAGAGCAGCAACUAAGAGAGAGAGAUAGACAAGAUAGAGAGUCUUCCUGGGUAGUUAGCAGAAAUGAUAUUAGAAUGACAGAAAGGAUUCUAGGGAGAGGAGGAUGGGGAGAGGUCAGAGUAGCUCAUUUCCAUGGACUGGAAGUUGCUGCAAAGGUACUUCACGAGACCAUCAUAUCAGAAUAUAACGUGUCACUGUUCUCUCGCGAAAUGAAUAUUGCUUCUAAAAUACGUCAUCCUAACCUCCUUCAGUUCAUAGGAGCAACUACAGAGGGUAAUCCAAUGAUCCUGACAGAGCUAAUGCCAACGAGCCUAAGAAAGGAAUUAGAGAGUGGAGGAGUGGCCUAUCCUGCCAUACUGAGCAUCAGUUUAGAUGUAGCCUGUGGUCUCAAUUACCUUCACCUCUUCAAGCCUCAUCCUAUACUACAUAGAGAUGUCAGCAGUGCUAAUGUACUCCUUCAAAUAAUGGGAGGAACAUGGAGGGCUAAAGUAUCUGAUUAUGGAUCAGCUAAUCUUCAGCCUCUGAUUGGCAGGACCACUAAUCCUGGUAAUCCUGUCUAUUCAGCACCUGAAGCAGGGAAUCCAAGGGAACACUCUCCUUCAAUGGAUGUGUUCAGUUAUGGUGUCCUCCUUCUAGAGAUGAUAACACGACGUAUUCCUCUACCAGAAGAGAGAGUAGGUCUUAUUGAUGGUAUUAGAAGAGCCUCGUUUAGGUCUCUUGUUAAACGCUGCCUGAUAGUUGAGUAUAGACACCGUCCAACAAUGAAUGAUAUUAUAACUGAACUAAAUGACACUGUUUAUUAGUUAUUGAGAUAUUCUUAUUCUUAUUAUUAUUGUUCUUGUUGUUGCUACAAAUUUU
Messenger RNA from Amphimedon queenslandica, 1447 nucleotides. RefSeq names its product probable serine/threonine-protein kinase drkD. The coding region runs from base 1 to 1392 and encodes 463 amino acids. The transcript is spliced from 3 exons. Gene Ontology annotation, molecular function: ATP binding; protein kinase activity. Lineage: Eukaryota; Metazoa; Porifera; Demospongiae; Haplosclerida; Niphatidae. The record is from RefSeq and is a predicted model, not a curated record. Gene Ontology annotation, biological process: necroptotic signaling pathway; protein phosphorylation.